UGUUGAAAAUACUGUGCAAAGUAAAUUAUCAGUACUUACUGCGUAGUGUUAAACUGAAGAGAAAAUAUUUUAAUAAACCUGUUGAGCAAAACUAGUAUAAUUUCUCUUAGAGUCCAAUAAAGUAUGCUUUUGUUGAUAUAUCUGAUCUCCAGUACAAGAUAAAGAACUUGUUUAAUAUUUAUUACAAUACUUUUUAAAAGAUGCAAAAUGUUUUAAAUUCCGGAAGUGAAAUAAAAUCAAUGUUGCAUAUUGGAUGACAUAACUUAUCAUUUGGAAAGAAAACCAUAUUGACUAAUUCAUGUGUAAAUUGACUUGCAAUUCAUUGAGUAAUUCAUGUGAAAAUGAUUAGAUACUGUCCAUAUAAACUUUGAGUACUGCGCCAUGGAUCUUGAUGAAAUUCUCCACGAUGUUGGAGAUUAUGGAAAGUACCAGAAACUGAUGCUAUGGUUUGUGCUUUUGCCUUCGCAUUUACCCUUUGGGACUCAUUAUUACAGUCAGAUAUUCAUGUCGUUGACACCUCAUCACUGGUGUCGUGGCGCAACUAGCACCGUUGACUUGAAUAUUACAUAUAAACCUUUGACAAUGUGGUCAAGAAGUGAUGAAAAUAAACUUAAUCCGAGUAUCGCUGAGUGUUACUCGUUCAGUAACAGAACUGCAAGCGACUCGAUGAAUAUAUCAACAGAAACAUUAUCUUGCAAAUACGGGUAUGCCUAUGAUAGAAGUGAGCUAUAUGAAGAUGAAUCAAUUGUUACUAUGUGGAAUCUAGUAUGUGAUAUGGCAUGGAUACCGUCAUUGAUACUAAGCAUAUUUUUCGUUGGAACUUUCAUAGGGCAAUGGCUAUAUAUUCUAGUCAUGAACAGGUAUGGUAGGAGGGUGAGUUUCUUUACGUUCCUGGCCAUCCAGUGCCUUUUUGGAGUUUUGACAGCUAUUGCUCCAGACUUUUUAUAUUUCACGAUUCUACGGUUUUUCGUUGGUAUCACUUCAUCUGCUGUUAUCUCUUCUCCUGUUGCAUUAGCACAAGAGUUGGUGGGUCCGGAGUACAGGAAUAAAGUAUCAGUGCUUAGCCAAUCCGCCCGAAGUUUAGGUUUCAUGGUUUUAUCAAUAAUGGCCUUUCUUGUGCGCGAUUGGUCGCAUAUCGCUUUGGUAACGACACUGCCAUUUUUUGCCUUGUUCCUUUAUUGGUGGGUAUUUCCAGAGUCACCUGACUGGUUGAAGGAGAUGGGACGAUAUGAAGAAGUUGGGAGAAUGUUUGAAGUCAUUGCCCAGGCAAACGGUAGAGAGCUGACUCCGGAAUACAUUAUCAAUAUGAAGAGACGUUUCAGAAUCGAGAAGUCUAUGGUAGAUGAAAGAAAGCGCAAUGGAACCGCCACUCGUUACAGCGUCUGGGACUUGUUUAGGGGAUCAAAUAUGUGCAAGAAAACAACUGCCAUCAUUUUUAUUUGGUUCACUUCGACCACUGCCAGUGUGGGUUUGAGUUUGUACUCUUUUGAACUGGAAGGAGAUUUAUAUUUGAAUUUCUUCGUAUCGGCGGGCGCAGAAGUAGCCGCAGCAGCCGUAGUUGUGGUGGCGGUUAGCUGGUGUGGACGAAGGUGCUCAUUCUGUCUCAGCUCUGCACUUGGCGGUGCCCUCACGUUAUCUAUAGCUAUCAUACAAGCAGGUUCUGCAUCCCGUUUAUCAAUGUUUGUGGUGGCGAAACUUAGCAUAUCUUCCUCAUCUGUUGUUCUGCCGUUAUGGACCAGCGAAUUAUUGCCUUUGGUUGUGAGAUCCAUUGGAAUGAGGAUGACGGAUUUGAUAGGUCUCAUGGGACCGAUUGCCCUCCCCUUUCUUUUUAAUCAGGGUCGAAAAUCUCCAGGAGUUCCCCUCCUCACACUAGGAUCAUUGCAAAUCGCUGGCGCUUUAGUGGCCUUACUUCUUCCUGAGACAAUCCACCAAAAGACGCUGCAAACCUUGAAAGAUGGUGAGGAAUUUGGAAAACACUCUACGUGGAAGGAUUGUUUUCGUAUAGGACCCCCAAGGCAAGAAGCAAAAAAUGGAAUAUUGAAAAACAGAGGCCCACAGCCGCAGUCCCCCAUUUUAAGCUUGCUCCGUAGACAGGAUAGCCUUCGAAGAACGAGUUCUGAAGGUGAGGCGGAUCAUUCUGAUCCUCAAUCAGAAAGUUCUACUGAUCAAGGACCUGUUGUAGAAGCGAUUAAAAUAACAGUAGUUUGAAAAUAAAGGAAGAAUAUCUCAUGCAAGAUUGGAAAACAUUAGCAAUGCAUCGACAUACAUAUUGUAAAAAAUUAUCAAUUAUUUGCGAAACUGAUAAGUAACACUCUUGUACAAUAAAAGUAGCGGAUGCUAUUGUGUACUUAAAGGAGAUAAUCCGAAUUGUUUGCAUCUAAGAGAAUCCAUUUUAUCUCAUUCAGAAACUAUUUCUAUUAUCUAAACACCUGCCAUGUAAUGAAAAUUAUUGUGAAAAUUGUUUCAUAUGAAGUUGUUAGAAUUUAAUCAAAUGUUA
Messenger RNA from Argiope bruennichi, 2497 nucleotides. Its product is annotated as beta-alanine transporter-like. The transcript is spliced from 11 exons. Gene Ontology annotation, molecular function: transmembrane transporter activity. Gene Ontology annotation, cellular component: membrane. Gene Ontology annotation, biological process: transmembrane transport. The record is from RefSeq and is a predicted model, not a curated record. Bases 382 to 2208 code for a protein of 608 amino acids. NCBI's taxonomy places the organism in Eukaryota, Metazoa, Arthropoda, Arachnida, Araneae, Araneidae.